CGUGCACCAAGGAGCAUAUCUCAAGCCAAGCAGAACCGGCCAUGACCACGAGCGCCUCAAGAUAAAGAAACGCAACUUGGAUGGACGGCGAACUAUGGGGUCGGCGCCACAAUCUCCGCCCCAUCCACAGGCCCACGAUCUAACGCGGUCCUCCUUCCGCGGUCUCCCACCCAAGAGCCUUUUCGGCCGGAUGGCUUGCCCAUGUCUCUCACCGAAGGGUUUGCCGCUUCACGUGCGGCUCGCCAUGCCAUGCGGCUAGCAGGUCUGUCCAUCUCUCCAUCACCACCACCACCACCAUCACAGGCAUGGUUGUUGACACUAGUGAAGCAUCCGCAUCGGAGGUGGCGGCUUGCGAUGCUGGACGGCGCCCUCCACCCCCGGCCGGCUCCCCGGGAGCUCCAGCGGAUCAGAUCGACCCAAUUGGCGACGAGCCAGGACGACUUGUCUCUCAUGCACAACCCUUCCCCCACGCACCCUGGGCCUCGUCCGUUCGUCGACCCCAGCUUUGAUAACGGACAGCUUGCUUAUGGGAUCGGGAACCACCAGGGUCAGCAGCCUCGCAAGUUCUUCGUCCCGGAGCGCCCAGAGGUUCGCCUCCGUUUAGACUUGCCCAGGUUUUACCCGGCCAGCCCAGGACGUACCCAGUCAUUCGAUGUCACUGAUCUUGGCCACUCCACCGUCUCAAGACCCGCAACACACCCACUUGCAGUUGCAUCCUGGCCACUCACCUUGCUCUUUCCGGCUGGAUAAUCACUGAUAAGCUAUCUCUUCAGCUUCUAACCAGACCAUCGGCGCAGAACUAUCAGCGUCACAGCUGGCCGGCGGCGCCAGAACCACGCGACGCGGCCCCAUCCGAUGUGCAUCGUCGCCUAGAUCCCGUUGUAACGCUCAAUCCAAAUUCAUACUUUAGCUCGUCCAUGUCCGUC
Molecule: messenger RNA, 926 nt
Organism: Ilyonectria robusta
Lineage: Eukaryota; Fungi; Ascomycota; Sordariomycetes; Hypocreales; Nectriaceae
Exons: 1
Coding region: 202-750 (182 amino acids)
Source: RefSeq, a predicted model, not a curated record